Molecule: messenger RNA, 1245 nt
Organism: Ornithorhynchus anatinus (platypus)
Lineage: Eukaryota; Metazoa; Chordata; Mammalia; Monotremata; Ornithorhynchidae
Product: dual specificity protein phosphatase 22-A-like
Exons: 7
Coding region: 22-663 (213 amino acids)
Biological process (GO): regulation of cell population proliferation; transforming growth factor beta receptor signaling pathway; protein dephosphorylation
Cellular component (GO): cytosol
Molecular function (GO): protein tyrosine/serine/threonine phosphatase activity
Source: RefSeq, a predicted model, not a curated record
CCCCCCCCCCGGCCCCCAGCCAUGGGCAACGGGAUGAGCAAGGUCCUCGAGGGCCUCUACCUGGGAAACAUCCGGGAUUCAGAAGACAGAGAGAAUCUGGCCAAGAGCAAGGUCACCCACAUCCUCUCCGUGCACAACAACGCUCAGCCCGUGUUGGAGGACAUGUCUUACCUCUGCAUCUCAGCUUCGGAUUCAUCCAGUCAGAACCUGAUACAGCAUUUCAAGGAGUGCAUCUCCUUCAUCCACCGGUGCCGGCUCCAUGGGGGAGGAUGCCUUGUUCACUGCCUGGCUGGAGUUUCCCGCAGCACCACCAUCUUAGUGGCUUAUCUUAUGACAGUGACCGACUUUGGCUGGGAAGACUGCUUGUCGGCUGUCAAGGCUGUCCGGUCUUAUGUUAGCCCAAAUUUUGGGUUCCAGCAGCAGCUGCAGGAGUUUGAAAUGACCUUGCUCAAGGAGUACCGAGCCUGGCUGAAACGGGAGUUUGGCAAGAACCCCUUCAACGACCAAGAGGAGCUGAGGCGGCUUUUGGCCCGGCAUGAAGAGAAACAGAAGGAGCAACAACUUGGAAGGAGAGAGAACCGUUGGAACAAUUCUGCCUCAGCAGUCUAUGCCCUCCCUUAUAAGUCUUAUGCUACUAGCAGCAAUAGGUGGGGAAACCGUUAAACAUCAGAGGCAGAUAGGGAGGAGGUUUUCAUUGUCCAGGGAAGCUGAUGCUGCUUUUGACUUUCUUUGAGGGGACAUUGAAAGUUUGGCCUAAGUUGAACACCACACCAGGCAACAACUUACAAGUACAUUUUGGAGAAAACAGGGGGAGCUCUGAGGAAAAGUGGAAUGGCUUGGAGAAGUCAUCAUCAUUUCUCAUUCAGUAAUUCUUGCCUAACCGACUUGGGCAUCAGAACAGUAUAACAGUUUACUCCUGCACCGGAGUUCGCCCUCUCUGCCUCCAAAUCCUACCUGAGUCCAGGUGGCAAGGCGUGGAUAGGAAUCUCAGGCCAGUGGGUUUUGGAUAGACCCAUCUCCCUGUAGAGCGCCCGUUGUGUUUGUUCCACAUCACCAAUCCACUAGUUCUCUCGGUCGUGCAGUUUUGCAGUUUUGCUUUGGUUUUUUUUUUCACAGCAACCUACUUGAUUCAGUUGACUAACUGUAAAUGCUUCAAGUUUCAUUUCCUUGGGAAAUUGGGAGACAAUGUGUCCUUCAACAAAUAGAUAUUCAUGUCAUAAACUUGUCUUAGCAUCGACUCUCAAA